GCAAUGCUGAGGCAGGAACCCAUUCCACAUUGACCCAUCACCAUGGCCUACCUGGGACUUUUAUGCUGUUUUGCCUUCAUUGGCGCCUCUUUAGGCUGUGGUGUCCCUACCAUCGAGCCUGUCCUGAGUGGCCUGGCUAGGAUCGUCAAUGGUGAAGAGGCUGUCCCCGGCUCCUGGCCCUGGCAGGUUUCCCUUCAGGACACAACUGGCUUCCACUUUUGCGGGGGAUCAAUCAUCAGUGAAGACUGGGUGGUCACUGCUGCUCACUGUGGUGUCAAGAAAACUGACCUGGUGAUUGCUGGUGAGUUUGACCAAGGUUCUGAUGAAGAGAACAUCCAAGUGCUGAAGAUUGGCCAGGUCUUCAAGAAUCCCAAAUUCAACUUCUUCACCAUCACCAAUGACAUCACUCUGAUCAAGCUGGCCACACCUGUCCAGUUUUCAGACACAGUGUCCCCCGUCUGCCUUCCCAACUCUGCUGAUGACUUCCCUGCAGGCUCCAACUGUGUCACCACCGGCUGGGGGCUGACCAAGCACACCAACAGCAAAACCCCCGAGAGGCUCCAGCAAGCUGCUCUGCCCCUCCUGUCCAACAGCGAAUGCCAGAAGUACUGGGGUAGCAAGAUCAAGGACAGUAUGGUCUGCGCUGGUGCCAGUGGUGUUUCCUCCUGCAUGGGUGACUCCGGUGGCCCACUGGUCUGCCAGAAGGAUGGCGCCUGGACCCUGGUUGGUAUCGUCUCUUGGGGCAGUAGCACCUGUUCCACCUCCAGCCCUGGUGUGUAUGCCCGGGUCACAGAACUCAUGCCCUGGGUGCAAGAGAUCCUGGCUGCCAACUGAGUUUCCUGCAGGGGAUGGAUUUCCCUUGUGAUGGUGUGAGAUCUCAAUAAACUUCCUGGAAAGAA
Messenger RNA from Antechinus flavipes (yellow-footed antechinus), 899 nucleotides. Its product is annotated as chymotrypsinogen 2-like. Lineage: Eukaryota; Metazoa; Chordata; Mammalia; Dasyuromorphia; Dasyuridae. The record is from RefSeq and is a predicted model, not a curated record. Gene Ontology annotation, molecular function: serine-type endopeptidase activity. The transcript has 7 exons. The coding region runs from base 43 to 834 and encodes 263 amino acids. Gene Ontology annotation, biological process: proteolysis.